UGCUCCAGUGACGUAGCUCCAGUGGGAUGGGAGCUUGACGUUGGAGCGCGAGCGCUUUUCGCAUACCAACCGGGAGAGAGAGGAGAGCGAGCGCACGGCAGUGCCAACCAUGGUCAGCGCUUUGAGAGAACACUGUGGAAUCAACCGGGAGGGACAACAUCAAAACAUGGAAUGCGACCCAGCAACAUUGUAUCUUUCCUGUCUGCCCGAAGUUAUUUUUCUCCUCGACCACUGAAGAAGAGGAGGAGGGUUGUCGUUUACGAAUUGGAUUCCAGAGCACCCUCUCUCAACCUCUCUUCCUCUCUCUCUCUCUUUCUCUCUGUCUUUCUUCGGGUCUCCCUAUCUUCGCAUUGAAAAGUCACAGAGUGGAAAGGAUAUUUUGGUUUAUUGGAAUUAUAGUUGUUCUGAAAAUAAUUUUCUGGGAACGUCGUAUUGGAUGAGAACCUGUGAGCAUCAUGAGUACCAGUGCCUAUCAGCAGGCCUCUUUGGGCGGUGAGCGGAGCACUGGACCAAUCCGGUGCCAGCGUUGUCGGGAGGCGUGUAAGGGAGAGGUGGUGCGCGUUCAGGACACACACUUCCAUGUCAAGUGUUUCACCUGCACAGUGUGUGGGUGUGACCUGGCUAGAUCUGGGUUCUAUCAGAAGAGUGGUGAGUACAUCUGUACGUCAGACUACCAGCGUCUGUAUGGGACACGCUGUGACCGCUGUGACGGAUUCAUCACCGGGGAGGUGGUCUCUGCUCUGGGGAGGACCUACCACCCUACCUGCUUCGUCUGCAGUGUCUGCAGGAAGCCGUUCCCUAUCGGAGACAGAGUGACGUUCAGUGGGAAGGAUUGUGUGUGUCAGCAGUGUUCUCACACACUUGUCACCUCCAACGAACCAAUCAAGAUCCACGGACCCAGCCACUGUUCAGGGUGUGGAGAGGAUAUAAAACAGGGACAGUCUCUGCUGGCAUUGGAGAAACAGUGGCAUGUCAGCUGCUUCAAGUGUCAAACCUGCAACAUGGUCCUCACUGGGGAAUACAUCAGCAAGGACAAUGUGCCGUACUGUGAGUCUGAUUACCACGCCCAGUUUGGGAUUAAGUGUGAGACGUGCAGCAGAUACAUCAGUGGACGGGUACUGGAGGCAGGGGGGAAACACUACCACCCUACCUGUGCCCGCUGUGCCCGCUGUCACAUGAUGUUCACAGAGGGAGAAGAAAUGUACCUGCAUGGUGGUGAGGUGUGGCACCCUUUGUGUAAGCAGCCAGCAGCCAGAUCAGACAGAAGAAUCAGGCACAGACGUCUGUCAGAGACCUCCAUCUCUCCACCAGGCUCGUCAAUUGGCUCUCCCAGUCGUGUCAUCUGUGCCAGGGUGGAGAAUGUGAUGCCAGACUAUAAGGACUUUGCCGCACUGCCUAAGGUCAAGGCCAUAUAUGAGGUCCAGCCACCUGACCUCAUAUCAUCCUACCAGCAACAGAAUCAUCCUAAUAUAUCAUCCUACCAGCCACAUAAUCAUCCUACCAUAUCAUCCUACCAGCUACAGAAUCAUCCUACCAUAUCAUCCUACCAGCCACAGAAUCAUCCUACCAUAUCAUCCUACCAGCAACAUAAUCAUCCUACCAUAUCAUCCUACCAGCCACAGAAUCAUCCUACCAUAUCAUCCUACCAGCCACAGAAUCAUCCUACCAUAUCAUCCUACCAGCCACAGAAUCAUCCUACCAUAUCAUCCUACCAGCCACAGAAUCGUCCUACCAUAUCAUCCUACCAGCAACAUAAUCAUCCUACCAUAUCAUCCUCCCAGCCCUACCCCAGAUACUCCUCAGAUGACAUAGAGACCUUCAGCUAUGGAGAGAAGCUGUAUGACAGUGUAGACAUGAAACAGAGACAGUGUUCCAGCCCCGGCUACAUGGACUCUCCCUUCUGCAGCCGUCAAGCCAUGUCUCCCAUCAUCCCUUGCUCACCGCAGCACUAUGGACACCCCGUGCUGGCUGCAGGCUCUGAGAGUGGCAGGAGCUCGCCCUAUUACGGCUCGCUGGAGGGACGGCCUAGUUCUUCUACCACAUACCACGCCCCCAAGCAUUUCCAUGUACCAGCCUCAGGCGAACCCAACAUCUACCACAAACCUCCCAUCUAUAAGAGAACGGCCACCAAAAGCAGGACCAGCGAAGAUCUAAUCACAUCCUCCAGACUGUCUACCUACUCUCCAGAACCCUACACACAGUCAGAGUCUGACUCCUACCCCUAUCCCAGAUCCCCUAAAGUUCUCUGUACUCCUAGAAGAAGGUACUCUACAGGAGGAGAUGAAGAGAGCUGGAGUCACAGCAGUCUUCAAAGAAUUCAGAGUGGUAUAGGGAGGAUGAUCCUAAAGGAGGAGAUGAAAGCUAGAUCUGGUUGCUAUGACAACGACCCUUGGGGCAGCACUCGGAACUCCCGCAGCGGCAGCAAGGAGACUCUCACCACUGCCAGCUACAACAGUACUGUUAAUGGCUCUCCUCGAUCCAAUUACAGCCUAGACAAUGAUUCGUACAAAUCAGCCUCUCUACCAGGAUACAGGCGGAACAGUGUCAACAGGCCCCAGAGUGCAGCCGCAGACUACUACCAACAGUAUGACAGCAGCAGUGAAGUCAACUGGGGAACCAGAGAAUACAAGAUUUACCCGUAUGAAGCGCUGAUCGUGACCACCAGGGGGCGACACAGAGUGCCUAAAGAUGUGGACAGAGCCAGACUAGAGCGUCAUCUGAGUCCCGAGGAGUUCCUACAGGUGUUUGGGAUGACCGUGGCAGAGUUUGACCGGCUGGCUCUCUGGAAGAGGAAUGAAAUGAAGAAACAGGCCCGACUCUUCUAACCAUGGAGAGAGAGAGACAAUUAGAGGAAAUUGAGAAAGAGAAACUGUUCUAAUUAAAGAAAGAUAGACUGUUAAUGACAAUAGAGAUAGAUAGAGAGAGACAGACUGUUAAUGACAACAGAGAUAGAUAGAGAGAGAGACAGACUGUUAAUGACAAUAGAGAUAGAUAGAGAGAGACAGA
Oncorhynchus tshawytscha (Chinook salmon) is the source of this 3006-nucleotide messenger RNA. Its product is annotated as actin-binding LIM protein 3-like. Gene Ontology annotation, biological process: lamellipodium assembly; cilium assembly; cytoskeleton organization. NCBI's taxonomy places the organism in Eukaryota, Metazoa, Chordata, Actinopteri, Salmoniformes, Salmonidae. Gene Ontology annotation, molecular function: actin filament binding. Gene Ontology annotation, cellular component: stress fiber; actin cytoskeleton. The transcript has 22 exons. The record is from RefSeq and is a predicted model, not a curated record. The coding region runs from base 456 to 2825 and encodes 789 amino acids.